Molecule: messenger RNA, 1827 nt
Organism: Naumovozyma dairenensis CBS 421
Lineage: Eukaryota; Fungi; Ascomycota; Saccharomycetes; Saccharomycetales; Saccharomycetaceae
Gene: DBP9
Product: ATP-dependent DNA/RNA helicase
Exons: 1
Coding region: 1-1827 (608 amino acids)
Cellular component (GO): nucleolus
Molecular function (GO): nucleic acid binding; RNA helicase activity; ATP binding
Source: RefSeq, a predicted model, not a curated record
AUGAGUAAAAAUACGGCGUCAGAAGCAUACAUUGAUGAUUCCACUACGUUUGAAUCCUUUCAAUUAGAUUCCAGAUUACUGCAAGCUAUCAAAAGUUUUGGCUUCCAUCAUCCUACGUUGAUUCAAUCUACAGCUAUUCCUUUAGCCUUACAGCAGAAGAGAGAUAUUAUUGCAAAGGCAGCAACUGGUUCAGGUAAGACAUUGUCGUAUCUAGUUCCUGUCAUUGAAACUAUUCUAGAUUAUAAGAAAACAAGAGUCGGUAAUGAUAUCAUUGAAGAAAAUAGUACUUUAGGGAUUAUAUUAGUACCAACUAGAGAAUUGGCACACCAAGUGGCCACAGUCUUGGAACAGAUGAUUCUAUUUUGUUCUAACGACAUUAGAUAUUUGAAUAUAUCAUCUGACAUAUCGAAUUCUGUGCUAAGUUCUUUAUUGACGAACAGACCAGAAAUCAUAAUUUCUACUCCUGGGAAACUAAUGAAUGUUUUGGAAACAAAAAUUACUUCGAUUACAUUAGAAGAUUUGAAAUUUUUAGUUAUUGAUGAAGUUGAUUUAGUUUUAACAUUUGGUUAUCAAGAAGAUUUGAAUAAAAUAUCAGAAUAUCUGCCAUUAAAGAAAAACUUGCAGACCUUUUUGAUGAGCGCUACUUUAAAUGAUGAUAUACAACAACUGAAGCAAAAGUUUUGUCGUUCUCCAGCAAUCUUGAAAUUUAAUGACGAUGAAAUCAAUAAAGAUCAAACGAAGUUAAUUCAAUAUUAUGUUAAAGUUAGUGAAUUUGAUAAGUUCUUGAUGUGUUAUGUUAUCUUCAAGUUAGGUUUAAUAAAGGGGAAGACUUUAUUGUUUGUGAAUAAUAUUGAUAGGGGUUAUAGACUAAAACUGGUCUUAGAGCAAUUUGGGAUCAAAUCAUGUAUAUUGAAUAGUGAGUUACCAGCAAAUUCCAGACAACACAUAGUGGAUCAAUUUAAUAAGAACAUUUAUAAUCUUUUAAUUGCCACAGACGAUACCGAAUAUAUCAAAGAAGAAGAAGACGAAGAUGAAGAUGAAGGCGAUAGCAAAGGCGAUGAAACAAAUGCGAAGGAUAAGGUUGAAGUCGGUGUUGAAGGUAAAGAUGACAGCACUAAGGAAUCAGAAACUCAAAACAAGAAUAAUAACAAACAAAAAACCAGAAAGGAUAAAGAAUACGGUGUUUCUCGUGGUGUUGAUUUUAAGAAUGUUGCGUGUGUUUUGAAUUUCGAUCUUCCAACGACUGCUAAAUCUUACAUUCAUAGAAUUGGUAGAACUGCUAGAGCUGGGAAGUCAGGUACUGCGAUUUCCUUUGUUGUCCCACUUAAAGAAUAUGGUAAACAUAAACCAUCAAUGUGCCAAACGACUAAAAGAGAUGAGAAGAUUCUAUCCCGUAUCAUCAAACAACAAAGUAAAUUAGGACUAGAAAUGCAACCUUAUUCAUUCGAUACCAAACAAGUAGAAGGUUUCCGUUAUAGAUUAGAAGAUGGGUUCCGUGCGGUAACCCAGGUAGCGGUAAGAGAGGCAAGAAUUAAAGAAUUGAAACAAGAAUUACUAACAAGUGAGAAAUUGAAAAGACAUUUUGAAGAAAAUCCAAAGGAGCUACAGAGUUUAAGGCAUGAUAAAGAGUUACAUUCUGCCAGAGUACAACAGCAUCUAAAGAGAGUUCCAGAAUAUCUUCUCCCAGAAGCUGCUAGAAAAGGUGGUAAAAAGGUGAAUUUUGUUCCUUUCCAUAAUCCUAAAAAGAGCCGUAGAAAUGGUAAAAAAGGUGGGAAAGUGGGUAAACGUAGAACAGGUAAGUCUGAUCCAUUGAAAAACUUCAAAUAA